UUCCACUCGUUAGGAGGAAAGGAAGAACGCGUGUUAACAUCCCUACAAAUUCUAAUUCCGACCCAAACAGAAACCGGUGUAAUGUGCGGCGUUGAGCUGCUGUGGUUGUCGGUCUAUGAGCGGAUUAACGCCACGGCUCAAGAUGUUUUACAGCAAAUGGAAACGGGAGAAAAAGCGGCGGAAAUCUGGACGCUGAGAGCUCUGCUCACCGAAAGGCUAACAGCGGCUGCGGGGGAGAUUGUAGCUCUUUUUAAGAAAACUGUGGUGGAUUAUGAAGAUAAACUGCAGCGGUCGGAGCGGGAAAUCCGCCGCCAGAAGAGACUGCUUGAUACUUUACUAAACCCCGAAGUCAGGUUGCAGAGAGCGGAUUUUUCGCCUUCAGGAGCACCAUCACCUGCAGCUAACGAGCUAUCCAGACACAAUUCCGGUCACCUUCAAAAUAAAAGCCCUGCCAGCUUGAGCGAAGAGGUGACAGACCAUGAAGUGGAUACCGCAUAUAAUGAGUCUCAGCUGAAUGUGAACGACUCAAACCUCCAGCCUGCAGCUGAUCCAAAUCUGUUCUAUUUUGAAAAUGACUUCAGUGAUAUUUCCCUCCCAUUAGUGCCUUGCCCCACUCAGCUGACCUACCUCCCACCUGUCUCUACGACCAGUGGAGAAGAUGAAGACGAACAGUGCCAGGCUUCCAAAUCUAGGAAAAGAAAGAAGAAAGGUCGCCCAGUUGGAUCUGAAUCGCUCCAGAGUUUUGCUCAGAACGACUCAAACGUCCAGCCUGCAGACCUGAAUCAGUCCCACUCUGAAAAGGACGUUGGCGAUGCUUCCUGCACACAAGCACCGGCCUCCCCCUCGCUGUCCUCCGACCCACCUCCCUCCGAAGGCAGUAGAGAUGAUUCAGAUAAAGACUGGAGCGAGCACAGUCAGACUCCCAAAUCUAGGAAAACAAAGAAGAGAGGUCGUCCAGUUGGAUCUGGUGAGAAAAAAAAGAGAGGACGACCUUUCGGAUCUUUAGGAAAGAAGAAGAGAGACCUGCUGGCGCUCGGAUCUUUAGAAGUUGUGAAGAAACGGAAGCGCUCAAAGCCAGAUCAGAGCUACAGCUGCUACACGUGUGGACGCCUUUCUCCUGGGAAAGGCUUCCUGCUCCAACACGUCCUAAAGGUCUGUUUCAGCAACCCGGACAGCCGCUGUGGCUUCUGUGGGGAGGUUUUAGACUCUGCUGAAAGCCUGGCGGCUCACCUGCAGGCUCACCAAGAAAACAGCAAAAAGUGCUCCUUCUGCGGGAAAAUCUUCACCUCCAUCAUGGCGCAGGAGCAGCACGCUCGUCUGCACACCGGAGAAAAACCGUUUAGCUGUGCUGAAUGUGGUAAAAAGUUCAGUCAGAAAGGCAACCUGACGUCUCACCUACAGGUGCACGCUUCAGAGAAACCUUUCAGAUGUAAAGAGUGCCCUCGUGCCUUCUGUCACAGGAGCUCAUUAGAGCGCCACACAGGACUGCACACACACAAGGUCGUCCACACCUGCAGCGUGUGUAAUAAAGAGUUUAGUAAGAAGAUCAUCCUGAGGAAACACAUGAAGGUCCAUCAAACAGAGAUGGUUGGCAAUGAGAUGUUGGUGAAGGAAUCGUCGUCAUGCUCCUGCAAAGUCUGCGGGGAAUCCUUUACCCAUGAGAUACUCUUCAUUAAGCACAAAGGGACUCAUGAGCAUGAUCGGAACGGCUCCAAAGAAAGUCUUGUCCCUCCACUGCAGUCCCAUCAUGAAUCGCUCCAGAGUUUUGCUCAGAACGACUCAAACGUCCAGCCUGCAGACCUGAAUCAGUCCCACUCUGAAAAGGACGUUGGCGAUGCUUCCUGCACACAAACACCGGCCUCCCCCUCGCUGUCCUCCGACCCACCUCCCUCCGAAGGCAGUAGAGACGAUUCAGAUAAAGACUGGAGCGAGCACAGUCAGACUCCCAAAUCUAGGAAAACAAAGAAGAGAGGUCGCCCAGUUGGAUCUGGUGAGAAAAAAAAGAGAGGACGACCUGUCGGAUCUUUAGGAAAGAAGAAGAGAGACCUGCUGGCUCUUGGGUCUUUAGAAGUUGUGAAGAAACGGAAGCGCUCAAAGCCAGAUCAGAGCUACAGCUGCUUCACGUGUGGACGCCUUUCACCUGGGAAAGGCUUCCUGCUCCAACACGUCCUAAAGGUCUGUUUCAGCAACCCGGACAGCCGCUGUGGCUUCUGUGGGGAGGUUUUAGACUCUGCUGAAAGCCUGGCGGCUCACCUGCAGGCUCACCAAGAAAACAGCAAAAAGUGCUCCUUCUGCGGGAAAACCUUCACCUCCAUCAUGGCGCAGGAGCAGCACGCUCGUCUGCACACCGGAGAAAAACCUUUCAGCUGUGCUGAAUGUGGUAAAAAGUUCACUCAGAAAAGUAGCCUGGUGUCUCACUUAAAGGUGCACGCUCCAGAGAAACCUUUCAGAUGUAAAGAGUGCCCCAGCGCCUUCUGGCAGAUGACCUCGUUAGAGCGCCACAUGAAGCAGCACACAGAUAAUUUGGUCCACACCUGCAGUGUGUGCAAUGAGGAAUUUAGUAUGAAAAUCAACCUGAGGAAACACAUGAAGGUCCAUCAGGCAGAAGACACUCAAAAUACAAAGAAACCACCAACAAAUUGUUGCAAGGUGUGCGGGGAGGCAUUUGUAAAAAAGGCAAACUUAACGAAACAUGCGAGGACUCAUGUAGAGGAUCCAAACUGCUGCUGUGCAGUUUGUGGACAUGAGUACGACUCUGUAGACAGCCUCUCUGCUCACCUGGACUCCCACAAAUACAACGGCAAGACCUGCGAAGUCUGCGGGAAACACUUCCCGUUUCUCUCAGAGCUGCUGCUGCAUUUGAGGAUCCAUUCUGAAGAAAGGCCUUUUACCUGCAGCACCUGUGGAAAGAAAUUCAAGCUACGCGGCAUUCUGCGGACACACCUGAAGAUCCACACGGGCGAACGAGCGUUCUCCUGCAGAAUCUGUGGGAAGAGCUUCAUCCAGAAAGUGGCCCUGAACACUCACAUGCGCUUCCACAACAAGGAGAGGUGCUUCCUGUGUCAGGUGUGUGGGAAAGGCUUCAUGCAGAGCGAGGACCUGAGGAGACACAUCCUGAUUCACACAGGAGAGAAACCCUACAUCUGCAAGGUCUGUGGAAAGUGCUUCCAGGCCCGACGAUCUCUCAACCUACACGAUAAAACUCACAAAUCAGAGGUGGAGGGCGCUGGACCAGAGCGUAUUAACAACUCAGAGGUUCCAGGGAUGGAGGGCUUCCCUUCAGUGUACCUGCAGCUGUAGAUGAGGACUUGAGCCUCCUCUAAAGUUCAGCUUCACAAUUUGGUUGUCACCUUUUUUCAUUUCGUCUUUCUCACUGAAGUGUUCACAGAAUUUAAAACUAAGAAUUAAAAAGAAGCGCUAGAUGUGUUUUCAAAAGCCAACAUUUAUCGAUGAUGCUCAAGAUAAUAAUAAUAAUAAUAAUAAUAAUAAUGCAUUGAACUUAUAUAGCGCUUUUCUAGACACCCAAAGACGCUUUCACACACUCCUACAUUCACACACUGCUUGUAGCCACAACCGCCCUGGGGAGGUCUGACAGAGGCGAGGCUGCCAUUUGGCGCCGUCGGCCCCUCUGACACCCACUAACACAGGCAAGUUGGGUGAAGUGUCUUGCCCAAGGACACAACAGCAGAAUACUCCUGGCGGGAGCUGGAAUCGAACCCAUGACCCUCCGAUCAUGAGGCAACCCGCUCUACCACCUGAGCUACUGCUGCCCCAGAGACUGAAGAUGAUGACAGACAGCUGACGUUACACAGGCCGAUACACCGUACUGCAUCAUUUUCUUGUUUAAUAAUGUUUACUAUUGAUGAUUAAUAUUCCAGUUUAAUAAAAAGUUGAUGAUC
Molecule: messenger RNA, 3899 nt
Organism: Nothobranchius furzeri (turquoise killifish)
Lineage: Eukaryota; Metazoa; Chordata; Actinopteri; Cyprinodontiformes; Nothobranchiidae
Product: zinc finger protein 11
Biological process (GO): regulation of transcription by RNA polymerase II
Molecular function (GO): RNA polymerase II cis-regulatory region sequence-specific DNA binding; DNA-binding transcription factor activity, RNA polymerase II-specific
Source: RefSeq, a predicted model, not a curated record